AUGCGGGACGAUGGCUCUGACGAGGAGCCUGUAGAUAUCAUUGGAGACAGCAAUGAUGACAUAGGUGCCAAUCAACAUACACAGCACGGGCCUUCAAGUUCUGGCACACAGCAGUACCCUCCACACUUCUCCACUCUAAACUUGGAGGCUCUGGGUCAACAGGCAGACGGAGGUAUUGAGUACAGAGUCUUGGAAUCGGAUCAUCUAAAUUCUAAAGGCACUUGGGAGGUUAGGAGGUACAAUGGUCUGCACACUUGCUUGGCCACCUCUAUUUCCAGUGAUCUCCAGCAGCUUGAUUACCACGUUAUAUGUGCGAGGAUUUAUCCGUUGGUUAGGGCGGAUGCUGCCGUUACGGUAAAGGUCUUGCAACAAGCAACAGAAGCCGAUUACAGGUUCAGUCCUAGUUACAGAAAGGUUUGGAUGGCAAAACAGAAGGCAGUAGCACAAAUAUAUGGAGAUUGGAAAGAGUCGUAUGCCGAGUUGCCACGUUGGAUGCUAGGGGUACAGUUGACCAUGGCCGGGACAGUAACUGUGUUGAAGACCUCUCCUGUUCAACUUGGGGAUCAGGUCGAUGAGUCAACAGUGUAUUUUCAUCGUCUUUUCUGGACAUUUUCACCCUGCAUCGAGGCCUUUCGGCAUUGCAAGCCCCUGGUGAGUAUUGACGGUACCCACUUGUAUGGCAAGUAUGGAGGCACAUUACUGUUAGCAAUAGCGCAAGAUGGGAACUCGAACAUCCUCCCGAUAGCCUUCGCCCUUGUGGAGGGAGAAAAUACGGAGUCAUGGCAUAAUGGCAUUAAGGCUGCCCUUGAGGCCCCUGAGAAUGGUUGGCUUCCUCCACGUGCUUUUCGAGCAUUCUGUAUUCAUCAUGUGGCAGCGAAUUUUAGCCUUAGCUUCAAAGGUAAAGAUGCAAGGAGGAUGCUGGUCAAUGCUGCCUAUGCAAAAACUGAAGCAGAGUUUUAUUACUAG
This is a messenger RNA of Arachis stenosperma, 966 nucleotides long. RefSeq lists its product as uncharacterized. Bases 1 to 966 code for a protein of 321 amino acids. The transcript is spliced from 3 exons. The record is from RefSeq and is a predicted model, not a curated record. NCBI's taxonomy places the organism in Eukaryota, Viridiplantae, Streptophyta, Magnoliopsida, Fabales, Fabaceae.